ACGAAAUGCAGGGACUUACACAGUAAUCCUGCACGACAGUAGGUGAUCAUCGCGGCAUGCAGCGACCUGACAUGCCUCUCACACAAGGUUUCCCUGUGUAAACGCAUUUUGGUCUGCAAUCAUCCGAUUGAGUCUUAAGGAAACAGAGAACCAGCCCGCUAUGUUCUGACGCGAUGUGUGCACUACGUGAGAGAACAUUCUGUAGAAUCACAAAGUGUAUAUGACACGGCGACGUGAUACGCUACUGCGUUGUCCGUUUGUCGUAACUCAGUCCCCUAAACGGAACGCAGCUUGCAGAGAAUGGGAGAAACGGAGGACAGUGCAGCCGACGAAAGCAGGCGUGUGGGUGAAUCCCGCUCCAGACGCCGGGUUUUCGCGGCUUAAUCGGCAAGGGGCGUCGGGAAAAGGUGCCUACAUUUUUAUAUUUCUGUGACGUUUAAUCAGCCGGAGCCGCCUCCGAGCGGCGCGCUCAGGCUGGCUUUUCACGAGCAACGGAUUCUGUAGUUUGUACCAUGACCAUAAGCGCGCGUGUGAAAAAUACAAGUAACAACGGUUACUCGAGACACCGUUAAGAAAAGCCCCCAGCUAUAACAUGUUCCCUCACCUCGGCGAGUGUGUAUCGUUACUCUGUCACCGGACGAAAAGACUUCAAACCUCGGAAGAAAUCACGGUUGUCACUUUUCGGUGAAGAGUGCCCAUUUCUGGGAGGAACCACAUCUUGUUUGUGUCUGGUCAAUUUCCGUACGUCCUCUGCAGCAGCGCGCAUAUGCUACACAACCGAUAGCUUUAUACAGACAACUGACUGCCGUUACUUUUUGCGGGAGCAGCAGGCUCACAGAAACCAGCCCCGUAGGCCGCCUGGAGGCCCCGACGCGUGGGAACGUGAGGUGGCUUUAGCCUACGAAAGGCACCGUCCCGAGAGUCACAGCACGACUUAGAGGAAGUGGCUGUGGUAAGGGAAAAAUUUUUUGAGGCAAGGAUAGAGUAUAAUGAGUUAGAGUGGAAGGCAACGCGAAUCAUCGAAUGGUGGGGAGGUGAGGGGAGGAGAGCGACUCAGCUCGUUAGUGCUUGCCUGCCCUUUAGCUUGUUUUUUCUUGGACUGUGGGGCUGUAUAACACAGCCCGUGAACCGACGACAGCACACAAGCGGCUCACCAAGGCCUCUCAUGACACUUUCGGCGAGCAACUCGUCGGUGGCAAUUUGGCGCCCUUCAAGGUAUGCUGCCUUGAAGGAAGGCUCUUUGCUACGGGGUGGAGCAGUCGGCUUCUUUUUUUGUGUCCACCGGAGCAUUUGGUUGAUUUCCGUACCCAGCGGCUGGCUUUGCAGGUUGUCAAAGCUCUGCCGCCCGGUCGCGGCACAAAACACCGCGUGUUUGUUGCAGGUACAACCGCUUCGGGAUAUGUCGCCUGCUUUUCGAUGAGGAGAUGACGCUUUGAACUUCCUAAACCUACGCCACCAUGGCCAGCCGGAGACUAUGCAUUCACCUCCUCAUUGGCCUCCACUAUAUCUGGAUGCACGUAGCCUCUUGCAUCCUCACAGCAGAGACGACCGCACAUGUAGCGCAUGAAGAAAUGCAGGUUGACGAACAGAAGGUGCCUCCAACGUCUCUUCGGUACCCUUCCUCAACCGCUGCUUCUUCUCUGGCAACCAGCUCGGCAGAACGAACCGGAGCAGACCACCUCAUUCAUGUACUAAGGCAUCAGGCUCAAACACAGCAUCCCAAUAGUGUUGGUGUACGCGGGAAAAAAAAUCCUCCGACCGAUCAAACACCAUCCAGGAGCGUUCCUCGUUCAGUUACCAGUCCCUUAGCCGCUAUUAUAAACACUGCAGAUCUCCGGAGAGCUCAAGAAGCGCGGCUUGAAAAAUGGCUUCAGCUCGCUGCUACUGGCGCCUUCAAUGAUCUGGCGUGGGGAUGCCUUAACAGAACUGCGAACGGUAGUCAGAUGUCGCAGGCCUGUGUACUUCAGUGGGAGGCACAGUUCUGCAUUGCAAACUACUUGCUGAUAGAUGCCUUGAAUUCUCGCCGAAGGUAUUCACGAGAUAACUGGCUUGCAAACGACGGCUCGUGGGACGGGUUGAACGAAAUGACCCGGCUCUGCCAACCACAGGUGUACGAUUGGUCAACGAAACGAACUGCGGAUUGUAGAAGGGCCGCGGCAGCUCUGAGAACAUCAUUCCCACCAACGGAGUGCGUAAAGCUUUCAAGCGUAUCAGGCUACGCUUUAAUUUCCGCCAACCUCAGUGUGGUGCGCUUUUGCCCGAUGGCGUCUCUCCUCAUCAGUCUUUUCGGUUUUAUGUGUGCGCAAAUGGCUGGCGCUUAA
This is a messenger RNA of Toxoplasma gondii ME49, 2321 nucleotides long. RefSeq lists its product as hypothetical. The record is from RefSeq and is a predicted model, not a curated record. NCBI's taxonomy places the organism in Eukaryota, Apicomplexa, Conoidasida, Eucoccidiorida, Sarcocystidae. Bases 1458 to 2321 code for a protein of 287 amino acids. The transcript is spliced from 3 exons.